GAUUUCAACACAUUAUUGGUAGUCUCCACACACAGAGGAAAGGAGAGGGGAAUGGAGAAAGAGAGUGAGAGGCAGGAAGAGAAAGUCAAGAAAGUAUGCAAAAGGUGCCAUCAAAACUACACUCCUUCAUCUAACACACUUUCCUCAUGCCGCUUCCACCCUUCGUUCUUCGUCUGUCGUCGCCAUGACGAUCAGAAAAGGUACUAUGAAUUGGGACCCAAUGAUCCGCCGUAUGCUGCCAAGUUCUAUGACUGUUGUGGGGCUGAGGACCCUGAGGCAUCUGGUUGCACCACUGCUUUCCAUGUUUCUUAUGAUGAUGAUUGAAUCUCUCUUUUCUCUAUCACCUCAAUCUUUGACUGUAUUGUAAAUCUGUCGGUAAUUCUGUAUCUCUUCUCUUGAUGUGUAUCAUUUUUCAUUUCACUAAUUGAGCAUCUUACACAUGUUUUAUAGACAUAUUGUGAACUUCAAGCUUAA
Messenger RNA from Quercus robur (English oak), 474 nucleotides. RefSeq lists its product as uncharacterized. The record is from RefSeq and is a predicted model, not a curated record. Lineage: Eukaryota; Viridiplantae; Streptophyta; Magnoliopsida; Fagales; Fagaceae. The transcript has 2 exons. The coding region runs from base 52 to 324 and encodes 90 amino acids.